GCCUCAGGCCAGAGGCUCCGCUGGGGUCCGCCCGCCCCCACCCCACUCCACUCACUGCCGCCCCCACCGCCCCGGCCCGGCUCAGACCCCCGCUCCCUGAGCACAGGCCUCUGAUGUCAUUUCCUGACCUGCCCUCCCCCCGCGCCCGACCCGCGGGUGCCCGAGAUCUGACUCACCGUCCCCCUCCGGGCUUAGCCGGCGGAGGUAGCGCGGGUGCAGCAGAGGUAGCCACGCAGCCCCUGUGCGCCUCCAGCCCGGCCCAGCGACCUCCCCUCGGGCCUGCCGUUACCCGGUCCCCUCCCGCCACCACCCGCUACCCGACCACCUCCGAGUCCGCCUGGGGUGGCCGAACGUAUGGAGCUGGGCUCCAGGGUGCACGAGGAUGGGGGAUGAGGAGCGGGGCGUUCUCCCACCCAGCACCCCCCAGCUGACUCUGUGCCCGGAGGGGGUGUGUGAGCCGGAACCUCCAGCAUUCUCGGGGAUACGAACUUCCAACGCUGGGCAGCCUCUUAAGGCUUCUAGGAAUUCGCAUCCUCCGCGCCCCCGCCAGCGGAUCGGUUGCGAGAGGGACCGUUCGGGCCCGCGGGGCCGGGAAUGGAGGAGACCCCGGGCGACGGUGGGGCUCUUGGGCAUUCUGAGACUGCGCUUGGUGGAGCCCCCUACUGGCCCGACCGGAUUUCUCAGCCUGCGACUCAGCCCCAGGCUACGCGAAAGAGGCCGGACCCGGCUUUUACUGCCUCCUGAGGCCUUCCUCUUGUUCACACUGAGUGUCCAGUCCUUCCAAAUCUGACUACACUCUACUGGCAAGGAACACCUGGGCCAUGUUUUAGAGAUCAUCUGAAGACUAACCCCAAAAGUUUAUGAAGAGAAAGCGGAGGCCAAGCUGGAGAUGGACCCGGGUCACACCCAGGUAGAGGCAGGAUCUAAACUCAAACUGGUGUCAAAUCUGGUUGCCUUGCACCCCUGAUACCAGGUGAAGCAACACUGGGCAGGAUCCAGCAGAGUGAAGUCAGAGUGUGAAGACCCAGCCUGAUGCCCAAACUGAUGCCUCUUCAUUCUCCCCCGCUCCGUCUGUAAAUAAUCCAUCUACUUUAUUGCAUUAUAUGGAGAAAUAAAUGAAAUGUCAUAGCUGUA
Piliocolobus tephrosceles (Ugandan red Colobus) is the source of this 1134-nucleotide messenger RNA. RefSeq lists its product as uncharacterized. The transcript has 3 exons. Bases 383 to 790 code for a protein of 135 amino acids. NCBI's taxonomy places the organism in Eukaryota, Metazoa, Chordata, Mammalia, Primates, Cercopithecidae. The record is from RefSeq and is a predicted model, not a curated record.